AUGUAUUUAUUUAGAGAUUGUAUUUUUGUUACGGCUUGCGAUUGUUUUACUUCAGUAUUUGCUGGUUUUGCAAUUUUUUCAAUUCUUGGUUAUAUGUCAUUUAAAACGGGUUUACCUAUUGAACAAGUAGCUAAAGGUGGACCAGGUCUUGCGUUUAUUGCUUAUCCACAAGCACUAUCAAUUAUGCCAGGUGGACCAUUUUGGGCUGUAAUUUUCUUUUUUAUGUUACUUACUCUUGGACUAGAUUCUCAAUUUGCUUUCGCUGAUGUUAUAAUCUCUGGUUUACUCGAUACAUUUAAACAAUUACGUCGUCAUAAAGUCUUUGUAACAAUCAGUUAUUGUAUUGUUUGUUUUUUCCUAGCAUUACCAAUAUGCGCACCCGGUGGUAUUUAUCUAUUUACAUUAAUGAAUGAAUAUGCAUCUAAUUUAUCUGUAUUUGCAUGUGCAUUUAUUGAAUUUAUACUUAUUGCCUAUAUCUAUGGUUUUAAUAAUUUUAUGGAAGAUAUUCGAAUGAUGUUAGGUAAAAGACCUUUAGAACCAGUUUGGUUUUUUACUUGGUGUAUUUCUGGUCCAAUAAUGACAAUAAUCAUCUUUUUUUCAUCAGUUAUUCGAUUUCGAACACCAACUGAAGGCAAUUAUGAAUAUCCAGCAUAUGCCAAUGCACUUGGCUGGCUUAUGGUUUGUUCAUCACUCAUCUUCAUUCCGAGUAUUAUGAUUUAUGAACUUAUUAAAGCGUGGAAAAUUACAGACAGUUCUCACUAUCCAGUUAUUGAUAAUAUGCCGCAUUACUUGAGGAUGUUGGUUUAUGCAAGUAAACCGGAUAUUGAAUGGGGACCAGCAAAAAUCGAAAAUCGUUAUGGUCGUUAUGGAUCAAAGACUGACCAAUCGACUUCUCAAUAUCAAUCGGAUAUUAAGCAUGGCAAUAAUAAUUCGGCUUUUGAACUUGAUAAUACAUUUCAUCUAGAAUUAUAA
Molecule: messenger RNA, 972 nt
Organism: Rotaria sordida
Lineage: Eukaryota; Metazoa; Rotifera; Eurotatoria; Philodinida; Philodinidae
Source: the annotation of a GenBank genome assembly